Molecule: messenger RNA, 396 nt
Organism: Eimeria maxima
Lineage: Eukaryota; Apicomplexa; Conoidasida; Eucoccidiorida; Eimeriidae
Product: 50S ribosomal protein L28, putative
Exons: 3
Coding region: 1-396 (131 amino acids)
Source: RefSeq, a predicted model, not a curated record
AUGAAGGGCCUAAAGACCAUCAAGAAGUACGGACUGCAGCGUGCAGCAGACAAGUUUAAACUGAAUCUCAAAGACAAACGCCUCUACGGUGGAGUGUCGCACAGAGGCAAAUACCGUCAGUCUGGCCUACAGGAGGCCGCCCUUCGCGCUGCUGGAGCACUGCAAGCAGGAGGCCCUUCUCUUGGGAGUGCUGCAGCAGGAGGCCUUCCUGAUGUAGAACCACCUCUUGCAGCAGGGCCUGCCGGUGCAGCCGUCCAUACCGCAGCGUCCUCUGCUGCCCAGGCAUCUGCUGCUUUAGCGUCUACUAGUGCAGCAGCUCCUGUGGAAUCAGUUCUUGUUAGAGGUAAUGAGUCUUCGAGCGGCAUGGGGAGCGUCUUUGCGGUUGCUUCCCCGUAG